This is a messenger RNA of Bolinopsis microptera, 1567 nucleotides long. RefSeq lists its product as uncharacterized. NCBI's taxonomy places the organism in Eukaryota, Metazoa, Ctenophora, Tentaculata, Lobata, Bolinopsidae. The record is from RefSeq and is a predicted model, not a curated record. The transcript is spliced from 6 exons. Bases 10 to 792 code for a protein of 260 amino acids.
GCAGAUAGAAUGCCUUUUGGAAAAACUGCCAGAAUCCAGCAAGCAGACCGGCAGUUUGGGAAGCAUCUGAACCAAAUAAAGAAAAUAUGUGAGAACGAGCUAAGCAGGGAAACUAAGUGUAUCGAGGAGGUGUUCAAACUUGAAAUGCUGCAACAUGAGUUUGAGUUCCAGGAGUCUCUAACUCUGCUAAGAAGGAUACAACACGUGUCACACAGACGAGAUGCUGUACUGAAGCGGAGCUUUGAGAGGAUCCUGGAGCGAUUCAGUUUCAGCUCAGUGUACGACAGUGAAAUGACGCUACCACCGGUACAAGGCAUACCAAGACACAAACUCCCGCCAAGAACUGCCCCCGCAAAACUCAAUCCUAAAUCAAAGCCUUCAUCUUCUUCUCAACCAAAACACCAGAUUCACUCAGCCGGUGCUAAAUCAAACCCACUCCGGAUGAAUUCUAAAAUUACGAAUUCCUGGAAGAAGAUAAAGAUCACACUACCUAGAUGUGAAAAUGAAAUGGAACCAGCCCCGUCAAACGAAAGAAGAAACCCAUUUGGUCUUCUCUCAAAUGAGGCUUCUACCACCUCCUUGCUUGGACUAGCUAGAAGAUCAGGGAGAAGGACGACUCAGUCCCAGGAUCACAUCAGCCGGUUCAUGCUACCCGCGUGUCUUGCGACCAAACCCAUGCCCCGAGCUAAAGACAGGUACCUUGAAGCAAUGCAGAAUAAAGUUCAGCUUUGUGACAUAAGGGAAUGUAGUUACUUGCGCAUAUCUGCAGAUCUACGAGCCAAAUCAAAGUGACUACAUAUGCUUGGGUCAAAUUCAAUCAUUCCACUUAAGGAUAAAUAUAUUUUUGCAACUGCGUGAUAAUUUACUCGCAUAUGAACCACUCACCUUUGAUCACAUUACUGUUUUUAGUUUUUACGUUAAGUUACAUUAUUUGAAUUUAUCAUUACCUUUUUUUUAUUUGUACUAGUUAUAUUUUGAGAAUAAUGAGAUCAAAGCGAUAUCUACAAAUAUCUUGAAAUGUUUCAGUCACAAAAUUUGUAAACAUUCACGAUUGAUAACGGCUAAAUUUUAAAAGCAAGUAACAGGUUUUAAAACGUUUUUAUCGAAAUUUUAAUAAUAUUUAACUGUGAUUUUCUUUUAUCGCACCGCAGUUAAACUAAACAUUUGUUUAGUUUCUAGCUACAAAUUUAGAACUGAAAACUCCCUGCAACAGGAUCUACAUACAGAGACAAGCAUCUUAAUGCUGUAUGAAUGAUAAAUGAUCAACAGUUACUGUUAAAUGUUAGUGUUAAGGAGAUAAUAAAACGAGUUGUAAACCCCUUGACAAAUUAUUGUUUUUUGAUGUUACCAGUACUUAAUACAAACAGCCGAGUCACGAUCAAGGCGCUGAGCUCAAGCUUUUCUCGCACCCAGACUCGAGUGCUGUUUUGUGAUUGGUCAGAGCAGGAACACGAGGUGGUAUUAAGCCUUAUGAUUGGUAAAAUCAGGAUCUUUAAUAAUAAUACUGCAUAUCAAGACAUUAAUAUUAUACAAUCAUUCCCAAACUCUUUGAAAUGCAAAUAUUCAC